AUGCUGAGCAAUUGUCCACGCAGCGAAAAUAAUCCCAUGUCAAAGCUGAAAGAGCGGCCGGCACCCGAAUGGAUGGCAACAGUGGGACACACGCCGCUGAACCUCUCGAAACAUCAACGAAGUAUGGGGCCAGGGAAGUGUCAACGAAUGCGCAGUAAAAUGUUUGCUCAAGAAGUUUCGUGCGGUAACACCAGCCUCGAAGACGAACCACAUCGGGCGAGCCAUCUUACCCAAACACCUAAAUCGAUCUAUUGGAAGGCGUCAAUUAGAGCUGAUCCGGACAAAGCCACGCGAGAUAUCGCCAAACAGCUCGACGUCGAUCACGCUACAGUUUCUCGCCAUUUGAAGCAAAUUGGGAAGAGCAGGAAGCCUGACAAGUGA
This is a messenger RNA of Cooperia oncophora, 381 nucleotides long. Lineage: Eukaryota; Metazoa; Nematoda; Chromadorea; Rhabditida; Trichostrongylidae. The record is from the annotation of a GenBank genome assembly.